UAAAAAUUGGAGAGUAAAUUCGAAUUCCAUUUCCCGCUCAUUCGUGAUUGAAAUUUCAAUGUUUCUGCUUACUGGCUAUCUCGUUCAAACGAGUGGCAGUGGAGCAGUGUCAUUUCUGAGGCGUUGCCGGGUUACUGGCUUAUUCAUUGAUUGUGCAGAAAAGGUGUGACGACCUAAUUUCACUUUAAAAGGUUACUUUCUUCAGAAUGAACUCCUUGGACUCUAUUAAACCUGAUGCUGUGCAGAGUCUAGACCUAGAGGGUAUACUGUCGCUUGCUGAUGAUCUCAGUCGAGUUCUUGACACUGCUAGAGAUUUUUCUGUGUUAGCUGAAGUACAACAAGAAAUAAGCGAUCUCAAAUCUGUUGUUGAGGAGGACUUGUCAGAAGUCCAAACAGCCUUGAAAGGCAUUGAGGGCAAAGUACUUGUGCAUGAAAGGGAAGUGGAGUCUGCAAAGAAGGAGGGAGUAGCAGAUGAAAAAUUGCAAUCCUUACACACUGAAUUGGAAAGAGAGCAGCAAUAUGAGCAUCAAUUAAUGCAAGAGCUUAGAGUCAUUGAAGACGAGAUGGAUAGGUUGGAAUUGGAGCGAUCUCGCAUAGAAAGCCACAAGGAAGCAGUGAACAAAGCCAAAAAAGAAGAAAUAAGAGCACAGAGUGAACUUUCUUUGUAUGCAUCUAUUUCAAGAAUCAUUCCAGAUUUAAGUGCAAUGGACAAGUACAUGGGUCAUAUUGUAGACAGGGAGAAACAAAAAAUAGAGAAGUUUGAGUUUGAUAGGACAAAGAUGUCUUGCGUUGAGAUAUGUAACAGACUUUGGGAGAUGGCUGACUCUUAAAAAUGAACAUGGUUAGCUGUAUAAAAUUGGAAAAGCAAUAUUUUUCCAAGUUUUGUAAAUGGUGGAAACAUAAUUAUCUGUAGUGCCCAUUUGUUAUAUAUGGGGAACUGGACUUAGCAGAAUAACAACAGCAUCGAGAAAUUCUUUGUUUCUUUUUAACUUGUUUUCUUUUGGUAUAUAUCUGGGGAUAUUUUCUCCCCUUCGUUUU
Messenger RNA from Cryptomeria japonica (Japanese cedar), 1038 nucleotides. RefSeq names its product kinetochore protein SPC24 homolog. Lineage: Eukaryota; Viridiplantae; Streptophyta; Pinopsida; Cupressales; Cupressaceae. Bases 207 to 830 code for a protein of 207 amino acids. The transcript is spliced from 6 exons. Gene Ontology annotation, biological process: regulation of chromosome segregation. The record is from RefSeq and is a predicted model, not a curated record.